Chrysemys picta bellii (western painted turtle) is the source of this 4264-nucleotide messenger RNA. Lineage: Eukaryota; Metazoa; Chordata; Testudines; Emydidae. The record is from RefSeq and is a predicted model, not a curated record.
ACUAGAUGGCCAUAAAGGUCUCAUCUGGCCUGAAAAUCUAAUCUAACCACCCGUCUCUGUCUCCUUUAUCUGUGUAAUCUAUUGAUUUGGGUUUGGGUUUUUGCCCUUAUAUCUAAGCACUUCUGAUGUCUGUGCUGUCCUUCUAAUGCUAGUCCAAUUCGUGUUUCCCUUAGCGGAGGAGAUUGCGAUCAGCUGGCCCCGGAUAACCGCUUUUGCCGAGUCCCACAGGAGGAGAGGAUUGGUAUCCGGUAUAGAGAUGGAGUCAGAGCAGGGCCAGCUGGAGCCAGCCCAGGUGCAGAACUCAGCCACGGCUGGGCCCAGCGAAGGAGGGAUGACCCCUGACUUGCGUCGGCAGCUGGGUCUCAUCCUGCAGACCGCCGGCCGGAGCCAGGUGGAGAAGAUGCUGCGGGAGCUGGUGAGGGAGCAGAGCCAGGAGGGCAAACGCAAGGCUCGCAAGAAAGCCACAAGGAGUGCCAAGGAUGGAGCAGGUGACGGGGCGCCAAGUGACAAUGAGGAGGCGACCCCCCCCCCAGGAAGGUUCUGAGAAGGUGGAGUCACCCGAGGCCUUGCCAGGAAAAACCGAGGGCCCCGAUCAGGGUAAAGCCAGCGGGAGCCAGUGCCGGUCGGAAGGGCAGCCACCGCAGCAGAAGAGCCCCACGCCGGGGAAGCAAGAGGGCAAAGCCACUCGCCGCACCAGCGUCAAGAAGGGGAAAGAGCCCCCACUGUCGCAGCAGCAGCGGGGGGCAGGCGUCUGCACCGAGUGUGGGAAGGACUACGGCUGCGGGCGGGCAGCGCAGCGGGUGCAGACACCGGAGAAGCCGCACCAGUGCGGGGAGUGUGGGCGCUGCUUCCGCCAGCGCUCCAUCCUGGCCAAGCACCAGAAGAUCCACACGGGGGAGAAGCCCUACCGCUGUGACGACUGUGGCAAGUGCUUUAGCCGCGGCUCCAACCUGACACAGCACCAGCGCAUCCACACUGGCGAGCGCCCCUUCCAUUGCGGCGACUGCGGCAAGAGCUUCAUCCAGAAGUCGGACCUGGAGCGGCACCAGCGUGUCCACACCGGCGAGCGCCCCUAUCAGUGCGGCCAGUGUGGCAAGUGCUUCAGUGUCAGUUCCCACCUGGACCGGCACCGGCGCACCCACCUGGGGGAACAGCGCCGCCACCAUGCCUGCGGAGGAAGCAAGGGCUGCGGCGGCGGCCCGGCAGCCCGUCACCGGGCCUGCCAGGCUGAGGAGGAGGACGAGGAGGAGGCGGUGGCUGCCCACCAGUGUCCCGAGUGUGGGAAGUGCUUUGCCCAGCGGGCCUCACUCUCCAAGCACCGCAAGACCCACAGCGGCGAGCGGCCCUACCAGUGCGGUGACUGCGGCAAGCGCUUCAGCCGCAGCUCCAACCUGACCCAGCACCAGCGUAUCCACACCGGCGAGCGCCCCUUCCAGUGUGGCGACUGCGGCAAGCGCUUCAUCCAGCGCUCCGACCUGGAGCGGCACCAGCGCGUCCACACCGGCGAGCGGCCUUACACCUGCCCCGACUGCGGCAAGAGUUUCAGCGUCAGUUCCCACCUGGACCGGCACCAGAAGAUCCAUGCUGCUGAGCAGGCCUCCUACCGCUGCCCCGAGCACCUCAAGGGCUUCCUGGCCGCCCACCAGCACGGCAAACUCUUCAAGUGCUCUGACUGUGGACGCUGCUUCAGCCAGAGCGCGGCGCUGAUCAAGCACCAGCGGGUGCACGCCAGCGAGAGGCCCCACCAGUGCACGGACUGCGGGAAGAGCUAUGUGGCCUGCGGCGCUGGCCCCAAGGCCCAGGCGGCGGCUGGAGGGAAGCCCCACAAAUGCACCGACUGCGGAAAGAGUCUGGGCGGCAUCUCGCCCCCUGUGCUGCACCCCAGGCUGCGCGCCCAGCAGUGCAUGGACUGCGGGAAGAGCCUGGCAGCAGGGAAGCCCCCGCCACCACCGGCGGAGAAGCCAUUCAAGUGCACGGACUGUGGGAAGGGCUUCGGGCAGCGCUCGGCCCUGGUGAAACACCAGCGGAUCCACACGGGUGAGAAGCCCUACGCCUGCCCUGACUGUGGCAAGGGCUUCAUCCAGAAGUCGGACCUGACCAUCCACCGGCGCAUGCACACCGGGGAGAAGCCCUACCGCUGCCCCGAGUGCGGGAAGUGCUUCAGCGUCAGCUCCAACCUCAUCACCCACCAGCGCACUCACCUGGGCGAGAAGCCCUACCAGUGCUCCGAGUGUGGCAAGAGCUUCAUCCAGCGCUCAGAGCUCACCAUCCACCAGCGCGUGCACACCGGCGAGAAGCCCUACAAGUGCCCCGAGUGCGGGAAGUGUUUCAGCCGUAGCUCCCACCUCAACCGGCACCAGCGCACCCACGCCGGCGACAAGCCCUCGCUGCUCUCCGCCACCAAGAACUCCGUCGCUGCCACCAGCAACCCCCUGCAGGCCUCCUCUGCCUUCUCCUCUGCCUCCUUCUCCUCCCCGCUGGGCACCUCCUCUGCCCCCCUCCCCACCCUACCCUCUUUCCCUUCCUCACCCUCACCCAUCUCCAUCCCCGCCCUCUCCAAUAACCCACUGGAUCUGCCCUGGGCCCUGUCCUUCCCAUCCCGUGCCUUCCCCCACCCUUCCUUCCCCUCGCCUGCUCCGUCCGGGGCCCCGGCCUCAUCACUGAUAAACUAACCGCCCCCCGCAGCCUCUCUGUUCCCCCUCGCUCCCCUAAUUCUUCCCUGCCUCCCUCCUUACUCCCCAUGAAUCUUGCCUCUCCCCCUCCAAUCUCCCACUGGGCACCACAUAAUCUCAACUCUCUCCCCCCGGUACCCCAUGAAUCUCACCUUUCUCUCCAACACCCCCACUGUCUCCCCAACCCUCCCCUCCCCCCCCAAUCCCCACCAGCACUGCCAAAUCUCUUGCAGUUUCAUGGUGAGUCUCGUGAUAUUUGGCAUUUUCCCUAAAGUCUCAGUUCCUGGAGCCAGGGGAUUUUCAUGAGAAUCUCAGCUUCGAAAAUUUCUCGUCCUGGUUGCAGAGAGAGGCAGGAAAACAUGAUCCCUGGUGGCUCAGACACCAGAAGGCAAAUAAUCCCAACGCUGAAUUUAGUAUUUGUAAGCCAAAUUCCUGAUUGGGGGCCUGCGAAGGCAUGGGGCUGGUGAUACUGCUAUGGCUAUGAAGCUGGUCUUGUCUUUCUCCUUUCCCCAGUCCUUCUCUUCCUUCGGCAUUCACGCCAUCCACCUCCUCUCUCCUUACCAUCCUUUUUGGCCUUUCCCCCGGACACUCCUGGUUCCUCCACCUCUCCCUUUCGUGUCCCCAGUGCCUGUACCAGUGGCCCCUCUGAUUCUGCCGCACAACAUCCUCAUUCAGCUCUGCAGCACUGGACCAGAUCCCCUUCCUGGCUCGUCACCAGCUUUUGCCCAUCUCUGGGCAAGGCGGUUGCUGAGCCCUCUCCAUCUCUGAUCCUCUCUGUCUUCACUCUGUGUGAUCCCCACAGGGAUCACUGUGCUGUUGUAAAAGAAAUCUUAGGAGGCCCAGACCUGAAGGGAAAGGCAGAUAGGCCGAGACUGGAAGCAUCCUGUGCUGAGAGCAGCAGCAAAGUCCCAUGCUCCUCCGGUGAGUGGAAUGAACAAUUCAAUCCCUACCCUGCAGAGUUCAAGUGUCCAGAGACACAACAGCCUAGCAAGCCAAGCCGCUGACUGCGUGGGCUACUGGAGGGCUGGCAUCUCCAUACCUGUAGCCAAGCAUAGGUUGGCGGGGGAAGGUUAGAGUUAGGGCUGGUCAACAAUUGUCACAUUCUGAUGAAAAAUUAUGUUGACCUCUUGAAUUUUGAUGGAAAAGAGAAGAAAUUAAUUUUCCAACAUUGUGAAUCCCCCCCCUUUAUUUCCCCCCCCCCUUCUUUUUGAACAUCUCUAGAGCAUGGCCAACAUCGUCUGGACUUUCAAAACUUCUGUGCAAAUUUUAGAAUUUUGAAAGUUUGAAAACUGGACCUGACAUUUUUAUUUUUAUUUUUUUGCUUCCCCUCCCCUUCCACCCUGUUUUUCAGCUGCCUCUAGUUAGGAUCAUCACUGAAAAGCUAGGUAACAGUUAUCACUCAAACUAAUUUCAUUUGGCUCGUCCCGUAUUUCUGCUUCCAUCUUGGAUCAAUUACUAUCUCUGACUGCUCUUGCGACUCUGUUUUCCAAGUCUGUUUCGAUUUUCCUUUUUAAAAUUUUUGUAACCUUGUAAAUAGACCGGUGAUAGUUUUAGACUCUGUAAAUAUUUUUUUAAAAUCUAUUUUCCUGUUA